AUGCCUUCGCUCGACAGGCUCAAGACCUUGCUUGGAGGUUCUGGGCGAUCUCAGGCAGGGUCGCAGAGCUCAAGCUCAAGACGCAAACUGAAAAAGGCGACCACUGUCCAUUCCCAUCCCCAGCGCCGUUUCGACAGCCAUCCAGAUGGUGGGAGUUCUUCGAGUCAAGAUGACUAUGGGCGAAAGGAUUAUCGUCACCAUGAGCAACAACCAGCCCCUAUCUACCCAAGUCAACUACCAAGAUAUACACUCUACGAUAAUCCCGUUCCCCCACGCGAGCACAGUCCCGCGCCAUAUCAUGCUGGCCCCAUCUCUCCUCACGAAUCCAUCCGCCCGGUCGUUUACUCCACUUCAAUCGCUCAGCCCCAUCCGAGCUACUACCAACCUCCAAUCUCGAACCCUGAUUCUUGGGAGCCAAUUCCCGAUGUCCAUCGACAAUCUACAAUCAUUGACCCGGAAGGAUUCGAGAAUGGUCGCAACGCGGAUGGGCUGACAUACGAAGAAGAGCAGUGGCGACGAGCCCAGUUUGACGACGGAGAAUUUGUCGAUCCACGACGUAGUCCCCACCAGGCGCGUUCCCAUUCAAUUCGCAGAAGUGGAACUCCAUUCGGUAGUAGAGAUGAUGAAUGGGUAAACGUAGAGUCUCAGCAACCCACACCUCGAUACCCAUUGCACAGACAGGACCUCGACCACGGUGACGAUCGUGAACGGGAGAUGUCCGUCCACCGACAACCCUCACUGGCUGGUAGCCAAUCGAGACAUGAUACCCAACUUCUACACCCCCAACACACCCCUUCUGCAGCUAACUCGGAACGCCAAUCCCUUCGGCACAAGCUGUCCCGUAUGUUCAAUAACAGCGGGGACGAUGAGACUUCUGUUGAUACGAAGGACAGAAGGACGAUGGCCGAAACUAUCCAUACGCAGAGCUGGACCUCAGCAGGGGGGACGAGGCGAUCCACACGGAGAGCCGGUAAGGAGAGCGGAAGAGAAGAGCACGUUGGGAGGAGGUUGGAACCCGAUUAUGAUGACGGAACGAGCGUGAGCGAAGACUGGCGAGAGUCGGAAGUGUACCAAUACAUCGUCCCUCCUGGUGUAAACGUGGUCUUCAAGGACGAAGACGGGAACGAAAUAACCAGAGACUCUGAAAGCGACGACAGGUAUAUGAGAGCGAGGUCGCCAGAUCAGUAA
Molecule: messenger RNA, 1188 nt
Organism: Coprinopsis cinerea okayama7#130
Lineage: Eukaryota; Fungi; Basidiomycota; Agaricomycetes; Agaricales; Psathyrellaceae
Exons: 4
Coding region: 1-1188 (395 amino acids)
Source: RefSeq, a predicted model, not a curated record